UUAAACUGCUAUCUAAAAAGUGUGUGAACGGACUGCUUUUUGAUAGUGGGUAAACAUCCAUAAAACUAGUUUUUCAUAGUCUACACCUAGCAACUGAAGUACUAUAUGUCUGACACAUGGAUUUUGUUGAGGCAUGGCUUUAUAUGCUAAAGAAAUAAGCAGAAGAAACUUCACUGCACUUGCUUACUUCUUUAGUAAUCCUGCUUUCCAGAUGAACUGGCACAGAAAUGAAUUGGUGCAGGAAGUCAUGUAAGGCAAACAGCAGCAGCUCAGACAUCCAAUGCCUCAGGAUCGUGGGCCUUAGUACAGGCCACUGCAGUUUGGUGGCAAAUUGGCAAUGGGUGACCAGGCCAUUGUAAGCAGGCAAGACUCAGGAAUUGCACAGACAUCACCAGAUGUGCUGUACUACCAUCAGGGAGGAGUAUCGCUAGGUCUGACGCACACUGCCUACAGUGUUCUUGGAAUGGGCAUUCAACCAGAUCAUGUGUCCAAUGAUUCAAUGUCUACUCUUUACCCUGUUGAAAACAGAAAGACUACCAGCCUUGCUACAGUUAAAGAGGUGGGGAAUGUAUGUGGAAGAACUUACAGCUGGGACCAAACUCCAUCAAUAGUUGGAAACUGCACCAAUGGCAGCUCAAGCCCUGUGCAUUCUAAAGAAGAUACAAAGUCAGUGCCCGCCCAGAAUGGUACAUUUGAAAUGAAUGGAGAACAUAAUUAUGAGCAGCACUUUGUUAACACUUUAGAAAAAGGACUGCCCCUGCAAAAACUAGACUCUUUCUCUGAGGCAUUUGCCACCAGACGGUUCAUAUCAUUGCCAAGCCGUUUGAAUGUGCCCACAGGAACUAGUGAUAGUGAAGUUUCUGUAGAGAAUCAGAACUGCUCUACUUCAGUCCCAAAGAAAACCCAUCCCAGAGCUCAACAACAGUCAGAAUACUCAAGCACACAACACCAGGCACCAUCAAUACAAUAUCCUUACCAAAGGACGAGCCAGUUCUUACAGGCAUCUCAUGUUCUACAGCAACAGAUGAGACCACAGUUUCAUGCAGGUCUGCAGACAAUGGGUCAUUACCAGAUGCAGCAGGACCAACUGCAAUAUCAGUCUUCUACAGAGCAAAAAUUCCAGCCAGGAACGCAAUUUGAGUGGCCACAUUUGUGCAGUCGAACACCAUCUCCAACCAUAUAUGGCACACAUGUGCAGAGCCAUGCAGCAAGUGUAUCUCCACAAGCACACUUGCAAGGAAUGGAGAAUGUCCCUCGGACGGUGUACCUGCAGACUCAUGGAAAAUCUGGCUUGAGCUUCUAUCUGCAGUCCAAUGCAACUAGCUCAGGAAGUCCCUUCACAGAUGAAACCAAUUUUAACCAACAUCACAUCAAUAUAAGGCAGCCAGAGGAGUACAAGAAUGCAGAUCAACAUGCUCUUCAUACAAACUGCAAUCGUCCCUCUGUCCAGUAUUCUGAGGCCUUUAGUGGAGAUCAAGAAUCCUCAUUCAAAUGUGAAGAAGAGCCCCAGCCCUGUGAUCUCCAUAAUGAUUGUGCUGAUUUUUGUGACCCCUGCUCAGAUCCCCAUGACUCUUUAUUACCACUUAAUAUCAAGACAAGUGAAGAACAGUGCAGCCAGGAUCUGUGCUGGCAAGAGGCAGUUGGCAGUAAAAGUGGCAUUGUCUCCUAUGUCCGUCAAAAUGCCUUCAGCACAAUCACUGAGCCUUUUGUGUUUCCCACGGGCAGACCAGGGGUAGAGGGCGAGAGCAGUUACCAGAGUUUUGAAUUCAGCCAAGAAAUUCCUGAACUGGAUUAUAAGCAGGACCUGGAGGGUCCAGCUGCCCCAAUUUACAAUGGAAUUCCUUUUAAAAGCCUUCUGCGUUUCAUGAAAUGUGCUGGAAAGCCUGAAACUCUGGAAGAGCAUUUUCCUCCAGGGAUGUUUCACUACACUCCACCACCAAUGCUAAACCCUCUGCGCAAAGGAACAGGGCUGUUUGUUAAUAUCAACAUCUGUGAAGUCGGAAUGCAAGGUUUUGUUGGAACCCAGGACUACUUACUCACAGAACUCUGUCAACAAAGUGCAACUUAUUUAUCCUCUCCUCAGAUAAACAUUGGCCCUGAGUACCAAGCCUUUAUCCCUGACCUGGAGGACCACGACCAUGCAAAGCAUGAACCUGAAUGUGCUGACCUGGUGUGGCAGCCAUGGGCAGAUCUACAGGACAACACUGACACACAACAGCAAGUGGAGAACCUCCUGGACCUAGCUAGCUGCAGUGCUGUUCCUGGAGGUGGAACCAACCAAGAAUUGGCUCUGCAUUGUCUGUUUAAGGCCCAUGGAAAUGUGCUGGGUGCUUUGGAAAUGUUGCUUUUUGGCUCACCUUAUAAAGAUGAAACACACAAAAUGUCUGGUUACCACUACACUGGUAGUGAUGUUUGGACAGCAAAUGAACGGAAGCUCUUCAACAAAGCCUAUGCAUUGCAUAAGAAGAACUUUUGCAUGAUUCAAAAAACUGUGAAGACAAAGCGUGUAUCUCAGUGUGUGGAGUUUUAUUAUCUUUCCAAGAAGAUUUUACAGCAGCAGAAAAAGCAACGUGCUGCCUUAGAGAGAGAGAUGGAGAGAACAGGACAUGGCCUAAAGCAGGACAUACCCUACAGUCCGGUCUUAUCCUGCUCUCAGAAAACCGAUUCUCAGCCUGCAGUGGAAGGAGUGCCUGCCAGUCCAUCUGUGACGGGCAGUUUUCCCUGUAAACAGUGUGGAAAAAUGUUUUACAAAAUAAAGAGUCGCAAUGCCCACAUGAAGAUUCACAGGCAGCAAGAAGAGUGGCGAGACAGGAGCUCUGACCUUGGAAAUCCGCCUAUCACCACAAUACCAAAUGUCGAGGCUUUUCUGAGCAGGCAAGGGGCCCCAAUGACCCUUUAUGCAACCCACUGGGACAAUCGGAACUUUCUGGACCAAAGUGACCUACUGUCUGACAUAAUGACCACCACCACAAAUUUACCAUCAUCUUUCUACCCAACUGACAACAACAAACUAGGCUUCAAUAAAGGGAAGUGCGCCAAUGCAUAUCUUUAACAAACAAAACAAGCAUGGCAAUACCACAAAUGGGAGGUGUAACUGCACUGGAAGGUGGCAUCAGAGAUUUUACAUUUUUUAUUUGACUGCAUAACAAAUAUAUGAUACAUAUAGCCAUUUCAUUUAGAAGAAUGAACCAUUCACAAUCCAUAAUAGCAUAUUCGCCGGGGACAGUUUCAAGGCGCUCAAAUUCAAUCGUAAAGAUGGUGUGCUGUUUAAAGUCUCUGGGUUCAACAAUAGCAGCCUCCUUUUGUGUUAGGUGCACAAGAGGCAUCUCUAGCAUAUUAAAAUCUUGUUUCAUGAACCCGUUUUCAUAGCAAAGGUAAGUAUUAUAAACUUGCUUUGUUAUACAGGUUGGUUAAAAAAAAUAAAUAAAUAAAAAAUUCAGCUAAUCAUUAGGCUUACCCUGGAGCAUACAGAUUGCCAGUAAUGCAUGAUGAACAUCUGCUUCUAUUACCCGAAGUUUGUGCAAUGGACAUCUACAGCUACUACUUUAAAACCAAACUGUGCAACUUCAAUAUGUGGAUUCCUGUAUAGAACUUAAUGACUUUUACAAAACUUUACUGCAAAUUCUCCAUGACAGAAGUUCAAAUGCCAGAGUUGGGCACAGUGUGAGUGCCCAUUUUUCGAUUCUAUGGGAAUUCAAAGAUUUCUUGCAAACUGUACCUUACAGCUUUGGCGGCCGGGAGUCCCCUGUAUCAUUAAGUCGUCCGCCUCGCAGAAAUUUGGGUGAGCACACAGAGGUUUAUAUUUUUAAUAAGAAACAGUCCAGAUCCAUAACUCUCUCCAUAAAAACAUUUGCACUUUUAUUUUUAUAUGCAAAAUAUCUUCUAUUUUGUACAUUUAACUGCUUAAGGACAUUUUUGUUAAUUUUAUUUAUAAUUUUUAUGCAGCUAUUUCAGUGUGCAGUGUAGCAUUUUACCUUUGGUUUUCAUUGGCUUUUGCUCCAGGAAGCCCACUCGAUAGAAGUCCAAUUGCUGAAGUCAUGUGGCCUCUGGAACACAAGGAUCAUCAUUAGAUAUAACAAAACCGAUGGCACAUAAUGCAGGUGGUAGUAUUGAUUUAGUUUUACUGCAAAUUAACACAAAACACCGUGUCUUCACUUCUACCACUUUCAGUUACAAAGAGUGGAAUUGUCCAAUAAAGCACCCAUCGGGCUGACAGAGGAUUUCUUUCAGAAUUCCAAACUCAAAUAUUAGAACCAACCAAGUGCAGUUUGUCUCACUCCAUUCUACCUUUGUGUGACUUAAGCAACAGAAAAAAAGCAGUGCUUGGGAUAAAUCAUCUGGUCUAGUGUGGGAAAAGCGACAGUGAGUUUAAGCUUGGUAACGCAUAUCUGGAAUAAAUGGACAGCCCAUGUAGUGGCACUGAUUUGCCGUCCUGAUAGAAAGAGGCAGCUUGUUGCGUCCAGAACGACAAAGAAAGUGUUAACCAAGGAAUUUGUUUUUGUCAAUGUGAUAUACUUACUAACCCAUAAGCCACAAUGCAUUCUUCAGGAGUCAAUAUGCCAUGUAGACAUGAACUGUGCUGCAACUGUGAAUUACUGAUACGUUCUCAGGAAGGUCUGUAACUCUCAACUGCAGUGUUUUACUAUUAAUGACUGACAUGUAAUCCUGAGAAUUUACAAUUUUUUCAAAAGAAAAAAAAAUAAAGAAUUUAAUUUAUUUUCUUCA
This is a messenger RNA of Polypterus senegalus (gray bichir), 4725 nucleotides long. RefSeq lists its product as uncharacterized. Bases 338 to 3052 code for a protein of 904 amino acids. Gene Ontology annotation, molecular function: transcription corepressor activity. Gene Ontology annotation, cellular component: transcription regulator complex; histone deacetylase complex. The record is from RefSeq and is a predicted model, not a curated record. Gene Ontology annotation, biological process: negative regulation of DNA-templated transcription; regulation of transcription by RNA polymerase II. The transcript has 13 exons. Lineage: Eukaryota; Metazoa; Chordata; Cladistia; Polypteriformes; Polypteridae.